Molecule: messenger RNA, 868 nt
Organism: Nothobranchius furzeri (turquoise killifish)
Lineage: Eukaryota; Metazoa; Chordata; Actinopteri; Cyprinodontiformes; Nothobranchiidae
Gene: tsen15
Product: TSEN15 tRNA splicing endonuclease subunit
Biological process (GO): tRNA splicing, via endonucleolytic cleavage and ligation
Molecular function (GO): nucleic acid binding
Source: RefSeq, a predicted model, not a curated record
UUCCUUUUCCCACCCGGACAAACUAUUGUAACGCACCACCAACGCUCUGGUGCUGAGCCGCUCAGCUUCAGCCCUCCUGCGUUUAAAUACGAUGUUCGGUUCUAACGUUCAGUUACAAACAUGGCGGAAGUGAUGGACGGAACGAAGAAGCGAGGCGAGACCGAACCUCCGAACUGGAUCCUGCAGCACCCGGUGUACCAGCAGAUGAAGGAACUGGAGGUUGGAGACAGCACACAGCUGCACGCAGCUUUUCUGGUGUUCAUGGACCUCACUGAGGUGCGCCAGUGGACGAAGGUGACCUAUGCCGAGAGUCCAGAGCUGCAGCUGGUUCUGCUGGAAGCCAAGGAGAAGGAUGGAGGUCCAGUUCAGACGGUUCUGCCUCUGCCUGUUCACCGUUCCCUGAGCCACAGGAGCAUACGCCACCUUCUGGACCGCGGGUUCCCUUUGCUGCUGUGUGCCGUGGCGUCCGACUCCACCCUGGUUUAUCAGAGGAUGACCGACGGGUUGGUGACUCCAGAACCCCCCGUGGGACUUUUCCAUGAUGCGGGUCGUCGGCAGAAGCAGCGGAGAAGAAAGCAGUGAUGGAUGUGUAGGCGGAGAGUGCGGAGGAGGGUGCAUUUAAACCAGCACCCUGACAGGCUGGAGGUCCGGCCUGUGGCCCAAGUUCAGAAUAUGAAGAAUGAGCCACAGGAGUGAGCGUGACCUCAACGUGGGCCUUCACCAGGUUCUGGUGCCGGUGUGCGGGUUGAACGUCCCACAUCAGGAUGCUGGUGAUGGUCUGGCGAAACCAAAGGUUUACUAACUUUGCUGUUAUUUUUAUGUCUUUGAUAUCCGAUCCGAACACAAAGUAAACAUCACUUGUGAUCCA